Rhinichthys klamathensis goyatoka is the source of this 2415-nucleotide messenger RNA. RefSeq names its product CUB domain containing protein 1a (gene cdcp1a). NCBI's taxonomy places the organism in Eukaryota, Metazoa, Chordata, Actinopteri, Cypriniformes, Leuciscidae. The record is from RefSeq and is a predicted model, not a curated record.
AGUCAUGCGAUUUUGGCGGUUCACGUGCUUUUUGCUUCUUUUGGGUUUUUUCCAGUCGUCGUUCUCGGAGCUCACAGGUGGUUCAGAGCUCAACAUUGAUGUUGAAAAUGGCACAAGCGUCCACAUUUACACUAGUGCGACUGCUGGCGUAAACACACAGUGCCAGGUUUGUGUACGCCAGGUGUGCCAGUCUUCUGUGGUCCUCGACAGCGACACGCAUGUGAAUUUCAGCUGUUCAGAGCCAGAGAACGAGUUCACCGUGCAGAUCAUCAGAGACGAGCCUGUCAUAUCAGACAUUGAACCCCCAAAACACCUUGCCAUUCAAAAGUUCAAUCGGACCUUCACCUGGAAUCUGAAUCCUCCUGCUACAAAGACACUCCACUUGAGUUUCAGUACGACUGGUUUACGGCAGAUUGAGCUGACAGACGGCUGCCCAGACGAGCACGUUUACAUGCUCACAGCGGAGAAUGUCACUGUUGGGAGGUUUUGUCAGAGUGGAACUAUUACACAAAUCGAUGCGUGUCAAGUUGGAAAACUGUCUUUGGAGGUGUCAGGAGGUCAACCUCUGGACGUGAAAGCUAUCGGCGUAUCUCAGGGAUAUGCCAUUAAAGCACUGGUUAGAAUUCAUGUUGUUCUCCCAGAGAGGAGUUCAACCCAGGAUUUCUUCACCCCAAACACUUUCCCUGAAAAUAUGCAGAUAAUUUGGUAUUUCAAAGUGCCCCAGGCGUACUACGCAGAUGUUCGCAUUCUGAGACACUGCCUCCCAUCUGAAACCAUCCCUAGAAUGAGGUACUUUUGGCCUCGCACGAAGAAUCUGCUAAUUCUGAUGAAUGAAAGCCAGCCAAUGGUGGAGCCUGGUGACUUUUAUCUCUACAUAAGGAACUGCGACAUGUCCUGGCCAUCGCAAGGCCUAAUGGUCCACUUUCAGGUCGCUGCCAUCACAAGGACAAAGGGGCAGUGUAUAGGGCAUCUGCCUGAGAAUCAAACGCUACAAAUACGUGUGAUGAAAAAGAAUCCCAAGUCCACCUGUGUGUUGAAAGUGGAUUCGGACAUAAUGGACACGGUCACCAUAGCUUCAGGGAACCAUUACGACCUUGAUAUCUUUGACUGUAAAAAGGAAGAACUGGAGUGGACAGUCAACCAGACCAUAGAAUGUAAAGAAUGGAGACACUGUACAUCCACUCGAUUCCCUAUAACCUUCAAUUACGAGCUGCAGUGUAUCCCAGGAGUCCUGAAGACGAUCACAUGGGACCUUCACGGCCCACCGAACAGUGCAGUGGAGCUACAGUUCCCUAGAGGCGGUCUGCGUCAAUGUCUGCCGGAGGACAAAUGCAAUGGCAUCCUCCUAAAUGUGUCCCAUGUUAACACUGGCAUCACUGUUGGGCAGUUUUGUCCAAAGGGAAGCAUUAAGAAAAUCCAGAUCCGUGAAUCCAGUAUUGCGGUAACUGCCUCCGUUACAAGUUUCGGUGGCCAGAAUUUGGCAGCUAACACCCUUUUAACUUAUUCAUUUACACAGGACAUAUCAGAGCACUAUAUAUUCACUGUUGCACCGGAAAAUUAUAACCCUACCGUGUUGGCAACCCCAGUCUGGCCGUCCGGGAUGAAUCCCUCCAGCACGGUGUCCUGGAUCGUUAACAUUGAGCCACAGCUUGAGAGCAAACUGAAGUUCAGGAAUGUCAGCCAGCCCAAUUGUAAGGGGGAGCACACAAACAUUGCAGUGUGGACCAUUCCCUCGAAAACGGUGGUGUACAGUACUAAUAAGGAUGAGAAUAUUAAUGAAAUCCUGGUCCAAGGAAGUUUUUACCUUAACAUGAAAAACUGCAAUUCCUCAACAGUACCUUUCAGGGCAAUGAUGGACAUCACCCUGCAGAACAACACAAACCCCCUUCAUGUGGUCAUCAUCCUGAGUAUCGUGGGCAUUGUGUUAAUGAUCAUAACAGCCUUGGUGAUUUGGAUUAUUCUCAGGGAAAAGAAGAGGAAUAAGGCUCCCCCUGUGUCCGUCGACAGUCCCAAUCCGCAUGCUUUCCUUCCAGGCCUCCAUGGUAUCCCCAAAACACAGGAGGAGGAGGAAGAUCCUCACACUUAUGUGUACAUAGAUGAUACUCUAGUAUAUUCUCAUCUGCUUUUACGUGAUGCUGAAAAUGAACAAUGUAGUGAUGAGAGCGUCCCUCCUUUACCUGACAGACCAGUCACAAAAGGUAAAAGCCUAGUCACUAAAGACAGCGUGUUGGUGGACAAUGAGCUCUAUGGUUAUAUUCAGGGACAGUCAACUACACCUGGCUCACCAACGUCUCCCAUCAACACCUCUGAGGAAGGGGCCUAUGGAACUAGACUGUCUUUGUGAGGGAAAAGAGGCCUUGAUGGAAUUUUAUUUUCUACUUUAAAAUUAUAUAUUUUUUAAGUGUCUACGAUAUG